CUGUUGAGCCUCGACGAUUACACAUUGAUAUAAUGGAGUACUAGCAUCCACUCUGUGUGUAUCAUUGCUAUCCUACGCCCGAGCGUUCCGCAAGUCCUCAGAGAGGAUGGGAAAGGUUCCAAAAAUUGCCGACAGAGAGUAGCACGUCCGCGCCAAUGUGUACACGUUCGCUGAGCGGCCGAAGGCGCCAGCUACGGGACGCAUCGGAAACGAGCGUGCCACGCUCUACCGGCGCCACAGAACGUGCGCCAUCUCCGUUGCCUACCCGCAAAGGUAGGGAAUGUCACCGGCAACGCACGUCUGAGGCAGCGGACGAGUACGUAGCACCUCCGCUACCCCCCGACCUCAUACGAAGAAGGGAAGAUAGCAUCAUCGGGACUACGACACGCCCGCGUCGCAGGCACAGACCCACCCGCCGCGUCCAUUGUCGAGACCUGGUGAUGCCGCCGACUCUCCAGCGACAUCGGCUCUCCAACGUUCACGACGGGCCCAACAAUGGCAGAUCUCGCAGCCUCUGGUUACGCUGCCAACCCGACAGCGUACACAGAGACCGCAGUGGCGAUCCACCCACAAAACGCAUCCGCCUUGUAAAGCGCCUGUCGCCAUGACAUUCGUCAGACGUGCCGGCAGCCACUGAACAGUGAAAGCAGCAUGCCCAGCAUGUCUGACUGGAGACACCGGUCGUAGCUAAAACUGCAAAUUGUGGUUGGUUGGGUGCUGCGUCUGACGACAAGGAAGGGGGAGAACAAUUGAAUCGCCGCCCGCC
Schizophyllum commune H4-8 is the source of this 766-nucleotide messenger RNA. RefSeq lists its product as uncharacterized. The record is from RefSeq and is a predicted model, not a curated record. NCBI's taxonomy places the organism in Eukaryota, Fungi, Basidiomycota, Agaricomycetes, Agaricales, Schizophyllaceae. The transcript has a single exon. The coding region runs from base 156 to 608 and encodes 150 amino acids.